Messenger RNA from Acanthaster planci (crown-of-thorns starfish), 2305 nucleotides. RefSeq lists its product as uncharacterized. The record is from RefSeq and is a predicted model, not a curated record. Lineage: Eukaryota; Metazoa; Echinodermata; Asteroidea; Valvatida; Acanthasteridae. Gene Ontology annotation, cellular component: cell periphery.
UGGUGUAGGCCGGACUGCGCAAUGGACUUACCACAUAUUACUUGCUUGGUUGUCCUGACGUUAGUUGGUCUAACAGCAUAACAAAACUCGAAAAAAAUAAGUCACCUGCGAUUGGCCACAACGAUAGCAGCAAACAUCUCGGUAUGUUUCGCGCACGGACAUGAUGGCUCCGAAAAUCCACCUCCAUGAGGUAUACUGGCUGGUGAUUCUGCACUGCCUGUCAAUAUAUAGGCCUGCAUGCGGACAGAAUGGAGAAGGCGACGAGUACGGAUCUUUCGAUUCAAACGCAGGCAGACCGGGCCAGCAGUUUGGAGAAGAUAUCCCAUACAAUGUCCCCAGCUCAUAUUCAAGAAAUAAACCCAACAUGGAAGUCGCCGAUGCAGGCGCCUCUUAUGAAAUGAAUGCUCCCAUCGCUAAAAAUCCUGUUGGAACUUCGGGUUUUAAUCCAGUGGUGGACGGUAGCUGGGGUCAGUGGUCCGAAUGGCAGUUUUGCUCGGUGACCUGUGGUCAAGGGGCCAAAGUUCGCGAUCGUCUUUGCAAUCAGCCGCCGCCUAGCAACGGCGGCCAGCCGUGCAUGGGCAAAAACGUGGAGAGCGGGAAGUGUCAGGCAUCGCAGAUAUGCGGCGGUAGUACAACGCUUCAAGAGGUGGUAGUGAUGGCAGGUUGGUCUGUGGUAUUAAACUGCUUCGCUGAUUGGUACAUACAACAGCACCCAACGGCCUCUGUUGAAUGGUAUCGAAACGACCAACCGGUAGAUGCCACAGCCGGCAAUCGUCAACUUGUAAACAUGGCGGACCUGCAGUUAGGGUUUGUGACGGCGGCUGACGAAGGUAUUUACGCAUGUGCUUUUCAGCAAGCGGGUCACACGGUAUACAUGACAGCCAUCGUUCUAAAAGUGAACCAGAUUGUACAGCACAUUUUGGACGAAGAUCAGAUCCAGCUGGUGGCUAUCUUUUGGCCAAUUGGCCUUCCAGUUCUGCUACUGUGUGCUGUUUUGUGCUCAAUGAGAGGGGAAGUUAAAAGAUACAAAAGGAAGGGAAUGCCACCAGAGGUGAUGGAGGAAAUCAAGCAGAGGAAACUAGAAAAUAAACGCAAGAAGGAAGAGGCCAAACGGGAAGCAAAGCUACAGAAAAAGGAGAAGAAGAAAUCGCCACCAGCCGCACAAGCUGCUACGGAGUCCGCACCUCCGCCCCCGGAACCUGGGGGCGGGGCUCCACCACCACCUCCACCCAGUGGUCCAGCACCUCCUCCCCCACCAGGGUCUAGUGCUGCGCCUCCGCCCCCUGGUCCCGGCCCAUCUGCACCUCCAGGGCCAGGCCCACCACCGCCUCCAGGCCCCAUGGCACCUAGCAUGCCCCCUCCGGGCCCUCCCACGGCUAUGGCACCUGGACCACCCGCUCCGCAGCACGAGAUGAUACCAACUCCCAUGGCAAUGAUGAUGAAGCAGGGUCCUCCCACGAUAGGUGCACCUCCACCCGCAGGGCCACCAAUGGGACCGCCUAUGGCACCACCAACAGGGCCACCUAUGGCACCGCCUGGACCGAGUGGACCACCCCCUCCUCCAGGAGGGGGUGGAGGUGGUACCCCAGGCCCACCUCCCCCACCCCCACCUCCCCCAUGAUCAACAUCUCAACAAAUCCUCUAGGCACUCCCAGCAUGGAGCUGUUGGGUAUGUUGCAGGGUUGUUGAACACAAUGUCCCGUUCAGAAAUAUGCAACGUGCCAAGACCUCAACGGCAAACACUGACUGAAAUAUUUUCUCCAUAAGUUCACACCCUUGGUAUUCAGUAUGAUUUCAUUUGGAGUACUUAGACAGUUUUUGUUCUAAUCUGGUUCGUAAGUGUUCAGGUGACUAGAAUCAUUUCUGAUUCUGAAAUUCAAGAUUUUCAGAAUUUCAUGUAACAGGUCAAUCAAUUUAAAAUUCUGUUUAGAUUCCGCAAUCAUAUUUUAGGAGUCAGAUUUAUAACAUUGUGAAUGUCUUUUAGGCUGGCCAUCAACCAUUAAUUAUAAUUAAUUGCCAUAAGUUCCCUCUCUGAAAUAUGUUUCAAUUUACUCAUCACACGCAGAUCUCUUACAGAAACCACUGACAUUUUCCUCGUAUUCAAUUGUUGUUGAAUUUAUUAAUUACAAGUCUUCCUGAUAUGAUAGGUUUCAUUAUUCUUUGAAUCUUAAAAAUACAAGCGACACCUGUACACAGUAAUGACAGCCGUUGUAUCUUACAAUGGUUUUUCUAAUGGUUUCUUUUGGGCAAACAAAAGCAUGAAUUCAAUCCCAAAACGGAAGUAAAAACAAACACAGACUUGAAA